UAUUGCUUCUAUUUAAUUUUAUUAUUUCUAUGGCUCCUUCAAGUUCAAAAAGAUCUAAAAGUAGCAGCAAAUCAAAACAUAAUGCUUUAUCUUCUGCUUCAUUGAGGAAUUUUUUUAAACUUGAAGAUGAACUAAGUAAGCAUUUGGAUACUGAUAAAAUUGGUGAUGAUGUGAGGAAAAUACUUGCAGAAAUACGCUCUAAUUUAAAUUCAAAUCAAGAUAAACAUCCAACACAUAGCAAAUCAAGUCAUGAAAGAAGCUCAGCUUUGAUUUUGGCGGUUAAAUUACGUAAUAUAAAUCGUCUUUUUACUUUUCGAAAUAAACAGGCAAAUACGAAAUUGGCUGAAGUUCGUCAAAAGGUCGAAGAUCAUUAUUUGUCUCUUCAAAAUGUUUCUAGUGAAAUUGCUCAUAUGAAAAAGAAUAUUGAAACUUGUUUGGAUUUUAGGUUUGGAGGUUUUGGCUGUACUUUAGCCGGUGGCCCACACAGAAACGGGUCAAAUUAUAUACCAUUCGAUUUGUCUCAACGAGCUGAGUCGAAUGGUACCAUUCUUUUUUUGCGGAAAUUCCUACGAGCCGAGAUAUAG
This is a messenger RNA of Meloidogyne enterolobii, 584 nucleotides long. NCBI's taxonomy places the organism in Eukaryota, Metazoa, Nematoda, Chromadorea, Rhabditida, Meloidogynidae. The record is from the annotation of a GenBank genome assembly.